CAUAUGAAAUAUAUGUUCAUUGAACGAUGCCUUUAGUAUCUAGAAAUACAAUAACCACACAAUAAUCCAUUUAACAAACAGCAGUACAAGAGGCAGAUACAACAUGAUUGUCUAUAAGCUAUGUGCUCAUUAACAGACUGUGUUCAAAGGAUCGCAUCAUCAACAUACACCUUCUGCAAAUUUUUUUCGUAGCUGGUACCCUGUUUCAUAACAGAAGUUUGUUUCAUAGAGAAACCUACAAAGAUCUUCCUGAAUAAUUUGAACAGGCGAUGUACGCAACUGACUUGGAUAGACAUAAACAAAAAUGGUAUAGUCAACUCACAGACAUUCUAGUUCAGAAUGAGGAUACAGUCAUUGUAAAAAAACGAUAGAAAACCUUAACGUAUUUAAGUUAAACUAUGCACAUAAAUAAAAUUGAGAGUGGAAUAUAAACAAAAAUAUUUGUUUUAAAAUUUAAUUUCAAACUUCAACGCAAAAAUACAGUUUUCACAAAAUGACUGAAUUGGACAACAACAGAUCUAAAUCUUCUGUUGGCUAUUUUUUACUUGUUUUUGUUACCCUAGUUUUAAUGGCCUCGUUAUCUCUGUACGCUAUAGCCAGUGAUCAUUUCAACAAGAGAAGAAACAUUGCUGAACGGAAUACUGAGAAAUCUUAUAUUGUAGUAAAUACACAAACUGGAACAAUAAUUGAUGAGGACAACACAUAUGACAUAAAUGGUUUUAAUCAAUCAAUACAAUCAAUACAAGAGUCAAAGUUGAAAUGCUUUGGACAUGACUUUGAAAUUCUUAUUAAUGAGCACACACUCUGUGAGAAAUCGGAUGAUAUAGACAUUCUCAUUCUUAUAUCAAGUUCCCAAAAUCAGUUUAAUGAGAGACAGGCCAUUAGAAAAUCAUGGGGAUCCGAAUGUAACCGAAACGACACGACAAUAAAGUGCUUAUUUGUGAUCGGAAAUGAUCGGUUAACUUCGGGUGUUUUAACGAAGGAUUCCGGUUUACAGAAAGAAAGUACGUUAUAUAAAGAUAUUGUGCAAAUUGACUAUAUCGACUCAUAUGGGAAUUUAACAUACAAGACUGUGUUCAGUAUUUCAUGGGCCGCCAGAUAUUGCUCGUCAGCUAAGUACGUUAUGAAGACAGACACUGAUAUGUAUGUAAAUACGAAUCUACUCCCCUUUAUAACAAAGAAAGCACCAAAUACGUUCAUAGGUGGAUAUUGCUGGGGACCUUCGACCCCACACAGAAAUAGGAAUUCUAAAUGGUAUGUGUCGUUUAAAGGCUAUAAGGAGAACAAAUUCCCCCCAAUGUGUUCAGGAACUGGAUAUAUUAUCAGUAUGGACUUUGUCCUCACUAUUUUACAGACGUCUCAAUAUAUUCCAUUCUUUUAUCUUGAGGACGUGUACAUUGCAAUGUGCUUGAAGAAAAUGCGUGUUACGCCAAUCUAUUUACUUGGUUUUAACAAUAUGAAACCGCGCUUCAAACCAUGUUUUUAUAAGAAUGAUAUCAUUACAUCACAUGGUGUAAAACCAAGAGAACUGGUUACCUUUUGGAACCAGAUUAAGUCGUGUAAUGUUUCAAUUAUACCAGAAAAUGUCUACAAACCACGCCCAUUAUUGAGAGUUAAUUGA
Molecule: messenger RNA, 1621 nt
Organism: Mytilus trossulus (common blue mussel)
Lineage: Eukaryota; Metazoa; Mollusca; Bivalvia; Mytilida; Mytilidae
Product: beta-1,3-galactosyltransferase 1-like
Exons: 1
Coding region: 494-1621 (375 amino acids)
Cellular component (GO): Golgi membrane
Molecular function (GO): hexosyltransferase activity
Source: RefSeq, a predicted model, not a curated record